Molecule: messenger RNA, 994 nt
Organism: Punica granatum (pomegranate)
Lineage: Eukaryota; Viridiplantae; Streptophyta; Magnoliopsida; Myrtales; Lythraceae
Source: RefSeq, a predicted model, not a curated record
UGCCGAACUUCAGGGAAAACCAGCACAGAAAUGGCAGAAGCCCAGAGGAUCCAUCCUGCUGCAGACUUCCGUUCUAAGCCUACAGCACCUCUAGUGGAGCCUGGCUCUUCGUCAACCUUGGAGAAAGGGAAUUCCAUCCAUCCCCGUGCCCCACCUCCACGGGCCGUCCCUUUGGUCUUCUCCAGCCCACCGAGAAAGAGAAGCUGCUGCUGCAGAUGCUUCUGCUGGACCAUCAGCAUCAUCAUCGUUUUACUGAUCCUCAUUGGAGUUGCCAUCGGGGUUAUCUUCCUUGUCUUCAAGCCGAAGCAUCCGCAGUAUUCUGUUGAUAGCCUGAGAAUAACUGACUUGAGGCUCAACCUCGACCUGACCCUCUACACUCGCUUCAAUGUUAAGAUAACAGCAAACAACCCGAACGAGAAGAUCGGGAUAUAUUACGAGAAAGGAGGGUCCAUCAGUGUGUGGUUCCAAGGUACUAACCUAUGUGACGGGCAACUCCCGAAGUUCUAUCAGGGCCACAGAAAUGUAACGAAGCUCGACAUGGCCUUAACUGGUCAGAGAGCAUCUGGAAGCACCAUACUGUCCGCCCUGCAGCAGCAGCAGCAGACAGGAAAUAUCCCUCUGGACCUUAAGGUCGAUGCGCCGGUCAGAAUCGAGCUCGGAACAUGGAAGCUGAGGAAGAUAAGGGUCCUGGGAAAGUGUUCAUUGGUGGUCGAUAGCUUAAGUACCAACAGCCAGAUCAGCAUCAAAGCCAACAAGUGUAGCUUCAGUUCUAAGCUUUAAAGUUUAGUUCCGCGUAUGCCACUGCUUCAUCAGCGCAUUCUUUCGACUUCAUUCUUUUCAGUUCAUUUUGCUCCCUGCUUGUACUCAUUAGACGUAAAAUGAUGAAUAUUUUCACCGUGUGUGAAGAAAUCUAUUUGAUUUGUUUUUCUACAUCUCUACAAAUUCACAACAGCAUUUCUUUCUGAUCAUCGUUUUUAUAAAAAAAAAGGAAACA